AUGACGUCCCCGCAAAAGCGAUCCUGGCACGACUCGGCGCGACAAUCGGUUCUACUAGAAUUGUCAGUAACGAUCCAACGGAUUGAUUCAAAUAGUGAUCUCAUUGAACUUAGUGCCAGUUUGAAGCAGAAUUGUCCGGACGGUGUCUACAUUAGCUUGAAGCCUGGAAAUCCACUUCAAUGGUCUGGCGUUCUCUUUGCUCGCAGCGGACCCUACGCGCCCGCAAUUCUUCGAUUUCAAAUUCAUUUCCCCCAUGAAUAUCCACACCUCCCACCAACCAUUAACUUUACCACAGACGUCUUUCAUCCACUGAUUACGCCUUUGACUACGUAUACUUAUACAACUGGUUCUGUCGGAUCAGACACUGUCAGUGCUACUGAUGACGAACGCCUUCCACCCGGAAGUUUCAGCCUUCGAUUUGGUUUUCCCAAUUGGUUUGGGCGGGACAAAAGGAUUGGAGCCGUUUUAGGAAAUUCAUCACAGAUCUCAAGUGGUAAUCAGUCUCAGCAGGACUCGAUCAGAGGCUCCCCAGUGCUACGACCAAGCCUGAAAACGCCUAGUGAGACGUCCAAAGUGGAGUCUUUGACUUCAAACUCUACUUUUGAACUCGCCUGUCACACUGCCAGUCGAGCUGCAAAAUCUACUAUGUUCAACGUCUUGAAUUAUAUAAGGCGAUCCUUUGACGAACAAUCGUUCCUCGACGAGGUACCCUUGGAAUCCGCCGGUAAUGCAGGGGCGUGGAAGGCAUGGAGAGCUCAUCGAGCCAGCAGUGGGAUUGUUUUCGGUCACCAAUCAAGCACGGAGCAUACACAUAAAGAUGGUGAGGAAUGGGAUUGGAAUGGGGUCUGGGAAGAUCGAGUACGAAAGGGCAUAGAAUCGAGUGUCGCGGACGCCACGCUUUACGGUGGAAGUAAUACUGACGAUCUGUCCUUGAUAGUGAGAAAGCAACGCCAAAGCAAUUCAAAUACUGCAACAGAAGUCGAAACAAGACUAUCGUCGUCUAAAGCUCCAGGAAUGAUGAGGCGAGAGCCGAUGACGAAGCGCUUAUCAUUGUCAUCAAGUCGUCCGGCCGCCACGAGUAUUGCGCCUAGCUCUGUGCGAUUUAUUAGCAGCGAUGUUUCCGGUGACGCAGAUAGCUUCAAGUACCCCUUACCCUCGACAAUAGGUGGUGUCUCUAUGCAGGGUGGCAGCAUUCGACCACAACCGGUAGCAAAUGGCUAUCUUUUUGCUCGACAGCCAGCACCAUCUGGCAAGCUACGUCGAGGGCCGUCAUUGAAACAACGUCUUGUGUCGCGAGUCCGGAGUGGCAUUUCAGGGAAGCCAGAUCUUCAUGCGACCAUCGAGGGCGAUGAACCGGCUGCUCUGUUCCUCGAGGGCGAAGAUUGCCAACAACUACCUGCUAAAGGUUCCUGUCGUCGAAGCAUCUCAGUCUCAAGUACUUCACAAUGCUUUGGGACGGAAUUGAGCGAUGCGUUGGCUACCUUCCCUGAACCUCCCCGUCCUACGAAUGUAUCCCCAGAAUCUACCGAAGAUUCAUUCUUGACACCUGAGAGCCAGGAGCCUGUCCGAAGAGAUUUGUCAACCCCCUUCCCUGUUCCAGUGCUAAGACCCGAGAUUAAAUUUACACCCGAAUUCGACCACAUAAGCUUUGAAGAAGGUGAAAGCAUGUUCAUUGCUAUAGAUUUCAAGGCAGCAGUUCCGGCAGCUGACCUCUUCCAUAAUCGAAGUAUUAAUCCUGCAACUCUUCAAAUCGCCGUCAUUGUCGAUAAUAGUCCACAUACUUCUCCAACUUCCUUAAUGGCGCACUGCGAGACUACGAGGUUCCUUGCAUCCACGCUCGAUACAGGAGUCGACGAAUUGACAGUCAUCAGCAGUAAUGCUUUGCCAGGUUGCAAUGUUGUUGUCCCUCUUGGUCCACCGAAGAAGGUCAAAAUAAAAUCUGCGCUAGAUUCUAUAGAGACAGGUGCCAGUGACUCUCAACAUUCAAGCAUUGUAUUUUCGUUACAGCUAGCACAAGAUGCCUUGAUUGAACCUCGUUGUGUAGAGGAUCGUGAUGAUGUCCAUCUCGUAUUCAGUCAUAUAUUUCUCCUUACUACUCAUAUUGAUGACUCGUUCUCUCAAUUCAAGCUUGAUGACAGACUCACACUGCAUCUGAUUUGUGCUGCUGCCUUACCGCACGACUUUGAACGUUGGCCACGGACCAAUGGAUGGAAAUUGCGGUCACUGACAGGCAAUGAGCCACCAGCUGAGGCAAAAUUCAAGCCAGAGAACAAUAUUGAUGACCUUUAUAAAGACUUGAUUUCACUCGUCAAGCACGCACGACUGGGCCACGUUCUAGGUCAUCUGAAGAAUAUUGACUGGGAUUUCAUACCUGGAAAAGAUUUUGUCAUUGAGGAGGUCUUUGGUGGCCGUAUGAUAGCGUCACUACAGCCUGGCGAGGUCCAGUCUCUCAUCCUCAAGAUCAGUUGCAGAAGGCCGAAGAAUGCCGAGGCGUGGAUUCCCAGGAAAACACCAGAGCCAGACAACAAAGACCUGUUUGCAGAGCUCGAGCGGGUGCUGAUUGGUUUUGCGACUACGCCGGUUUUGGGAGCUGCAGCCUGCUAUAACCACCCCAUGCUACCCAACGAUACAGGGUGUAGCGUCCUGAAGCCUUGCCGUGUGAAAUGCUUUAUCAAUCCAUUAGGAAAUACAAAGCUUGUCAGGAGACCAGACUCUGAAUUAGACAGCACUCAAAGAGUCGUUGUGCAGCAGCGUCUCGCUUACUAUUAUCACACAAAGCUACGACCAGGGAACGCCAUGACCGCGUUGCAAAAAGUGAUUGAGGAGGGAGACGGUCGCCUAGCAUGCCCCAGCUAUGUUGCACUCCUAAUGAAGGAGCAGCAAUUCCAAGCACGUGCAGAUAGACGGAAGUCCUUCGCAAAUUCGCCCGUCAAGUCUACACGAUCUUCGCCUUUGUCUUGUGAGCAGGCUCCAGCUAAUACCGGCGGCAAGGUCAUGAAGACUCCAAGGUCUCCUUUGGCUCAUAGGACGCCAUCCAUGACAAAGAGUACCGUGCAAGCGACAGGCUCGCCACAAGCUCAUCUCAUGCCACCUGAUGGAAAGGAAAAUUUUGCGGCAUCUGAUGAACAUAAGUCCGACCCAGCCAGGCAGAUCUGGACCGAUCUAAGGCUGAAAGCGAGACCAAAUGGACGAUCCGCUUCAGAUCAACCGGCAACGCCCCAGGCACACGACGAGAAAUCCACUACCCUUAGAGAGACCGCCGUGAAGAACCGGCGCAGCAUUGGCGCAGAUACUGUACGGAGUCUGUCGUCAUCCCUGAGAGGCUCGAUGGGACUCGCUGCCCCGUGGCUUUGA
Messenger RNA from Bacidia gigantensis, 3354 nucleotides. RefSeq lists its product as uncharacterized. NCBI's taxonomy places the organism in Eukaryota, Fungi, Ascomycota, Lecanoromycetes, Lecanorales, Ramalinaceae. Bases 1 to 3354 code for a protein of 1117 amino acids. The transcript has 4 exons. The record is from RefSeq and is a predicted model, not a curated record.